Molecule: messenger RNA, 1116 nt
Organism: Penicillium expansum
Lineage: Eukaryota; Fungi; Ascomycota; Eurotiomycetes; Eurotiales; Aspergillaceae
Exons: 2
Coding region: 1-1116 (371 amino acids)
Source: RefSeq, a predicted model, not a curated record
AUGCUAGACUUCCUCAAACGCGCCCUGCGCAAGCCACAAGCAAGUGUGUACGGUCUAGACCAUGCCGUCCUCAACAUACAGCUCCCACCGCAGAGUAUGUGGAUGAAUAUGGGGUACUGGGAGUACACAACUGAUUUCCCAACGGCGUGCCAAGCGCUCCUAGAUCAGGUUCUCGCGGCUGCGCUAUCAACAGAGAAGGCGUCUAGCGUGAGAAUCCUGGAUGUUGGGUGUGGGUGUGGUGAUCAGUCUUUGCACCUGACGAAGAUCUUCAAUGGCUCUUCUUCUACAUCCCAGUCCAGUUCUGAAUCUGGGACCGGGACCGGGUGCGAAGCGGCCCCUCCCCCUAUCUCCAGCAUUCCAUCUGAUAUUCGAUCAUCGGAGUCGGGUCUGCGGUUUCGCCAUAGCAAGACCAAGCCGGGAUCUCUCUCUUCUCUACGCCUAGAUUCCUAUAUCGGGAUCACGCUGGAACCAGCGCAGGCCGCGCUCGGCUCAAGUCGCAUUCAUCAUAUGCAGCGAGAGAGCGAGGACUUUAUACAAGCAGAUAUUUUUUGCGCAGACGCCGCAGUCCCCAACUCUUGGACUGGGGAGUUAAAGAAAUCAAUUACAGCUUUUGAAGACGCGUCAACCAAACCAAAUGGAAAUGGAACUGGAAAUGGAGCUGGAAAUGAAGAUACAUCUACAUGGCUCCUAGCGCUGGACACAAUAUACCACUUCCGCCCAUCGCGCCUUCCUCUCCUGACCUAUGCACACAACACCCUCAACGCCUCAUUCAUGGCAUUCGACUUGAUACUAUCCAACAGUAUAACUUGGUACGAAAAGAUCCUCCUCCGACUCGUGUGCUGGGCAACGAACUCGCCAUUUGGGAAUUUCAUUACCGAGAAGGAAUAUGUGGAGUUGCUUGGUACGGCUGGGUAUGAUCCUGCUUUUAUUGAGAUCCGAGAUGUCUCGCAGUACGUUUUUGGCGGGUUAGCGGGGUUCAUUGAGCGCAGGAUCGAGGAGGCGAGGCCGUUUGGAAUUAAAUUGGGCAAGUUUCGCGGGGCCAAGUUGGUUUUUGGGUGGUGGGCUNAAAUUGGGCAAGUUUCGCGGGGCCAAGUUGGUUUUUGGGUGGUGGGCUAA